Cooperia oncophora is the source of this 546-nucleotide messenger RNA. The record is from the annotation of a GenBank genome assembly. Lineage: Eukaryota; Metazoa; Nematoda; Chromadorea; Rhabditida; Trichostrongylidae.
AUGGAUGGUCGGAGACACCUUGAUGGUGGACCCUGGAUGAAACUACUGGCUGGGCUAAGUCCAGGGCAAUCCCAGUUUCGAAUGGAACGAGCUCCAGGGAUGGAUGUCAACUUGCGGUACAAAGUACCUGACGGUCUGCGACCAUUGUUGGAAGCAUUGGCACGAGAGACAUUGCGAUCACAGCCAAAAGAUAUCAUACGAUUCGCUCAGCUGUUCUUUGAGGAACUACAACACCACAGAAAAAAAGUAGAACUCAUUAUUCACACCUCCUUGACAGUAUUCAUAAAUCAUCAAAAGGCGUUGAACGCUAUUAGCAAUCCCAAUACUGACAUUAUUUGUGAUCCAGUAGCUUAUGAAAUGUUCCGCACUGAUCUUCAAAGACGAUACAACAAUGAUGAUCAUGUGGAGCGUUGUUCUAGCCCUCUUGACGAAGCGGCGACGAAAAUUCAGGCUGCAUUUCGAGGACACUGUGAGACUACACUGAAAAUCCUCUCCUCAAAAUCGGCAUGCGUUUGGCACAACUUCAAAUCAGAAAUGGGCAUGUAG